AUGGCUUCUUCCAAUAGGACCAGGCGGAUUGCCAAAGAGAUCGCCGAUAUCCAAAACGACCAACUCUCCAAGAUUGUUGUCGAGCCCGCAGGAAAUGGCGAUGACCUCACACAUCUCAAGGGCCAGUUCUACGGGCCUCCAGACACGCCGUACGAGGGCGGCACAUUCCAAGUAGACAUCAAGGUCCCUAGCGAAUACCCCUUCCGGCCGCCUGUCAUGCGCUUCGAGACCAAGAUCUGGCACCCCAACGUCAGCUCUCAGACAGGCGCCAUCUGCUUAGACACGCUAUCGUCACAAUGGUCGCCAGUCCUGACCAUCAAGUCCGCCCUUAUCUCUCUCCAGUCCCUGCUGAGCACACCCGAGCCAAAGGAUCCACAAGACGCCGAAGUCGCGGGAAUGCUGAUACGGAAUCCGGCUGAAUUCGAACACAAGGCGAGGGAGUGGUCAGUCAUGCAUGCGGGAGCACCGAAGAAGGAAAUUGCCGAAGGUAGCGGAGGUGCCACGGCAGAGUCGAUCAAGAAGAAGCACAUGCAGGCCAAGGAGAAUGAAGAGAAGGUCAAGAUGGCAGCAUACCACGGAUACAACAAGCAACUCGUCGACCGCUUCGUCGCCAUGGGCUUCGAUGUCGAGGCUGUCGUCGCCGCAUUCGAGUACGUCGGCAUCGACAAGAUGGGUGGCGAGGACUACGAACUCGAGGAGGCUUACAUGGGCGAUAUCACUGCUCGUCUCUUUGGUGAGGCGUAAGCACUUCGCUGAAAUGAACACUGCAAUCUCUACCGCUACCCUAUACACACUGCCACGAGCGAUUGACGUGCAAGACGAGACAGGAAGGAAUGGGAAGGAGUCAACCCACUGGCGUUUUUUGAUUAUGUCUGGUUCAUCAUCGGCGGCGUCGGUUUCGGCCUUUUGUUGGCUUUCGACGUACGGUGCACGUCUACGGAGUUUGGGAUAUCAUGGCUCAGAUAAUGAGCUUGAGUGCGACGGCUGUCCUUUGAUAUGUGAAUUAGACAUUUCAAAACACUGCUGAUUCUUUUCUUACGUUUCUUCUUGGACUGACGAAAGUAUUGCCCAAAUGUUGCUGCGAAGGACGAAAGUGCUACGCUUUACUGUUAACGAUGCACUAUAUGUGGUCCAAGACUACAUUGUUCUUGCCCAAUUGAAGAGAUUGUACAAUCGGCAUCAUAUAUAGGCCGAGGGUAA
This is a messenger RNA of Parastagonospora nodorum SN15, 1200 nucleotides long. RefSeq lists its product as hypothetical. NCBI's taxonomy places the organism in Eukaryota, Fungi, Ascomycota, Dothideomycetes, Pleosporales, Phaeosphaeriaceae. Gene Ontology annotation, molecular function: protein binding. The transcript is spliced from 3 exons. Bases 1 to 744 code for a protein of 247 amino acids. The record is from RefSeq and is a predicted model, not a curated record.